AGGCUCUCCUACAAGAAGAUCGAUUACACUGGCCAGCGUGUCCUGAUUCGCGUCGACUUCAACGUGCCUCAGGACCCGAGCAAGAUCACCAACACCGCUCGUAUCGAUGCCGCAUUGCCCACCAUCAAGUAUGCUCUUGACAAAGGCGCCAAGUCGGUUGUCCUGAUGUCGCACCUCGGACGGCCCAGUGGCAUCGGCUUAGAGGAAAAGUUCUCGAUGAAACCUGUCUUCGAAGUGCUUAAGACAAAGUUGGAAGCGCCUGUCCUGUUUGCCAGCGGCGAGAUGUGCGCGGACCCGGCGCCCGGCACGGUCAUUCUGCUCGAGAACCUGCGGAUGAACAUCGAGGAGACGGGCAAGGGAGAAAAGGACGACAAAAAGAUCAAGGCCGACGCUGCAAAGGUCAAGAAGUUCAAGGCGCAUCUCAGGCAGCUCGCAGACGUUUACAUCAACGACGCGUUUGGCACGGCCCACCGCGGCCACGCGUCGAUGCUGGGCGAAGGCUUUGCAGUCAGGGCGGCGGGAUCCCUCAUGUUCAAGGAGCUGGACGCCUUUGCCAAGGUGAUCGAUGUGCCGGCAAGGCCGGUGCUCGCG
Emiliania huxleyi CCMP1516 is the source of this 591-nucleotide messenger RNA. Its product is annotated as phosphoglycerate kinase. Lineage: Eukaryota; Haptophyta; Isochrysidales; Noelaerhabdaceae. The record is from RefSeq and is a predicted model, not a curated record. Gene Ontology annotation, biological process: gluconeogenesis; glycolytic process. Gene Ontology annotation, molecular function: ADP binding; ATP binding; phosphoglycerate kinase activity. Gene Ontology annotation, cellular component: cytosol. The transcript is spliced from 4 exons. The annotation marks the transcript as partial.